Molecule: messenger RNA, 1790 nt
Organism: Chelmon rostratus (copperband butterflyfish)
Lineage: Eukaryota; Metazoa; Chordata; Actinopteri; Chaetodontiformes; Chaetodontidae
Gene: abhd4
Product: abhydrolase domain containing 4, N-acyl phospholipase B
Exons: 8
Coding region: 96-1202 (368 amino acids)
Cellular component (GO): lipid droplet
Molecular function (GO): phosphatidylcholine lysophospholipase A1 activity
Source: RefSeq, a predicted model, not a curated record
UACAAUAGUGUGUAUUUCAAUGCAGGAGCAGGAUAGCGUGUUAACCACCUCAUAACUCAGUUUAAUUGAAUAUGGUCACUGGAAUAUGCUAACUAAUGGAUCCCGCUACAGCCGCAGCUCCGAUACAGAACGACUGUGAGACAGAGUCUAGUUCAGUCUGGAGCUGGUGGCCCUCCUGGCGUCCGACCUCCAUGUCCCUUUUGAAGACUACAGAGUCCAAGAUUCUUGCUCGUAUUCAGAAUGACCUGUGGGCCAGGUUUGUGACCCUGCCAAACCAGGAUCGCAUAUGGACUCUGACCGUCACCAACAAGACGAUGCGCAAACCUGCAGAACAAGCUCCAAAGACUCCCCUGGUGAUGGUCCACGGCUUUGGAGGAGGGGUAGGCCUGUGGAUCAGGAACCUCGAGACGCUGAGUCGGUCGCGGCCCGUUUACGCCUUUGACCUGCUGGGCUUUGGCAGGAGCUCCAGGCCCCCCUUCCCCUCAGAUGCUGCCAAGGCAGAGGAGCAGUUUGUCAGCUCUAUUGAGCAGUGGAGGCAGUCUGUGGGCCUGGAGAACAUGAUUCUGCUGGGACACAGUCUGGGGGGGUACCUGGCUGCCUCCUAUGCCAUCCAGUACCCUUCUAGAGUGUCGCAUCUUAUCCUAGUAGACCCCUGGGGUUUCCCUGAGCGACCCCAGACACAGACCGAAGAGGGUCAGGGUCAGGGGACAGAGGUGGUGAAGAGGCCGCCCCCUCCACGCUGGAUAAAAGCUAUUGCAGCAGUGGUUUCCCUCUUCAACCCACUGGCUGUGAUCAGAGCAGCAGGACCGUGGGGUCCAGGCUUGGUGAACAGAUUCCGUCCCGAUUUCAAAAGGAAAUUCGAAGAUCUGUUUGACGAUGACACCAUGACGCAGUACAUCUACCACUGUAAUGCACAGACCCCGAGUGGUGAGGUGGGUUUCCGGGCCAUGUCAGAGUCUCUAGGCUGGGCUAAGAGGCCCAUGCUGCAGCGGAUUCACCUCCUGCCCCCCUCCAUGCCCCUCACCAUGCUGUAUGGAGCACGCUCCUGGGUGGACAGCUCAUCUGGGGACAGAGUGGUCCGGAUCAGGAACCAGGUCCACACCAAAGUGCUGCUGAUAAAUGAAGCCUCUCACCACGUGUAUGCUGAUCAACCAGAGGAGUUCAACAGAGUGGUGGAAAGAAUAUGUAACUCUGUUAACUGACCACCUGUGUGUGUGUGUUAAGGUUGUGGGCGUAUGGUUGUGUGUGUGAAAGGACUGAAAGUAUACAGACAGUUCAUGUUAGUUUUAGCACUGACACCUUUGCAUGUGAAGCAUGCCGCUGAGUUUUGCGUUCGGGCAUAUCUGAGCAUAAUGGAGCUCGACAUGAGGUUAAAUGUCAUUUGUUAUUAUUGAUUUUAUUGUAGUAAAGUUAUUUUGUCAUUUGUUAUUUGUCAUUUUGUCAUUUAAUAUAAGCUUUUUUUUUCAAUUUAGUAUUGAUUUAUUUAUAAUGUGACUUUAUUUGUCAGCUAAUGUUUUUGUCAGCGUAUUCAGUUAUAAUUGAAUUCAAAUAAUGUUGCCCAUUGUUGCAUUUUUGGAAGUAAAUGAAAGACAACCACUACACUGGUCGCUCUGAGACUCUACGUUAUAGAGCAGCCACAUGGCUUUUUACAUGUGCCUGACAGGAACCUAAAGUACUGUAGAGAUAUUGUUUUCUUUGAUUCAUGCUUCUCUCUCACAUCUUACCAGCAGUGUCAAGCAGCUGUUUGUAUUUUAUACCUUGAAAACAUUAAAAGAUUAUUGGACAAACUG